GUGCACAGCGAAAUGUCCCAGAAACCAGAGGAAUCCAAAGCACUCCAGAUUCCAGGCCUAUUCCCGGCCAAGGAGGAGCCAGUUUCAGCGCCACCAGACUACCUUCUACAGCGCGACGAGCCAGUCGACUUCCCGCCUACGUUUCCAGUAUAUUACUUCUAUGGAACUCUAACCUCCACGGCCCAGCUGAAAAGGAUCCUCGACCUGCCGAAGGAGCCGCAACUCCGCAAAGCGGAGGUAAAUGGUUUCGCCAUUGCGAAAUGGGGCGAUUAUCCCGCCCUGAUCAAUGGGAAACAAGAGGAUGUGGUGACGGGAUCUACGUACCUCGUGAAAUCCGAAGAAGAAGCCCAGAAGCUGUCGCUUUUAUGAGACGAACGCCUACAAAGUUGCAGAUUGCCAGAUCUACUUCAAAGAUGAUAAAGACCCCAAGGUAUUCGGUGGCAAAGUUUUCGUGUACGCGGGUGAUGCGCAGGCUCUAUUAGAGCAACGAUUCGACCGCAAACUCUGGAAUCGGCAGAUGGCAGGAAAAUUGGGGCGAUAACCUAGCUUGGCGGUAUAGACUUGCUGGCUUCUUUUCUUCUUCAUUUUAUGCUAAUGAAGAAAUGCAUAAUAUCUGCGACGAAGAGGGUUUUACAUCGGCAGCACUGCAACGAGCGUAGUACUAUGUACUUUGGUAAAGAAAGCGGUAGUGCUCGUGUGCUAGAGUAGUACAUGCUUGAUCUUUAUC
This is a messenger RNA of Aspergillus pseudonomiae, 727 nucleotides long. RefSeq lists its product as uncharacterized. NCBI's taxonomy places the organism in Eukaryota, Fungi, Ascomycota, Eurotiomycetes, Eurotiales, Aspergillaceae. The record is from RefSeq and is a predicted model, not a curated record. The coding region runs from base 13 to 369 and encodes 118 amino acids. The transcript has a single exon.